Cynocephalus volans (Philippine flying lemur) is the source of this 3265-nucleotide messenger RNA. RefSeq names its product zinc finger protein 420-like. Gene Ontology annotation, biological process: regulation of DNA-templated transcription. The record is from RefSeq and is a predicted model, not a curated record. The transcript is spliced from 5 exons. NCBI's taxonomy places the organism in Eukaryota, Metazoa, Chordata, Mammalia, Dermoptera, Cynocephalidae.
AUGGGUGCCCUGCGGCCAGAGCAGAAAGAAUGCAGCGUGAACGGGUUCUGUGUAGGUGAAGGACAGAAGGUAGGUGGGAAAGAACGCAGGAGGGUGGGGCCAGCAGGAGACUCAUGUGUGGAAAACUUAGGUUUCGCCUGCAGUGAGGACAGCAGCGCGGGACUACGGGAAGGGCUUUUCCGGGUUCCUUGUGCGCAUGUGCGGCUCCGCCCACCUCGCCAUCUUUUGUCUGGAAAUUCCGGGAGGUUUUGGCUGUCCUCAGGCUGCUCCUCAGAUCCUGGGUUUGGAUCGUGCGUCCGCGAAGCUAUGCUGCCAGAGUGCGCUAUGGGUUUACAAGAGCAACAAAAGAUGAAUAAAUCUCUGGAGUUGGUAUCAUUUGAGGAUGUGGCUGUGGACUUCACGUGGGAGGAAUGGCAGGACCUGAAUGAUGCUCAGAGGACUUUGUACAGGGAUGUGAUGCUGGAGACCUACAGCAACCUCGUGUCACUGAAUGUCCAGAUAGAUGAUGACUUUGAGGAAAGGAACCAAGAAAGUCAUGGUAGAUGCUUGCAGCAAAUUGUAGUCACCAACAGCAACACAUCAGCUGAGGAGAGAGUCGUGUUAGGAAAAUCAUUUUAUUUGAGUUCAUAUCUUGUUUUAAAUCUGAUUAUGAAUAAUGGAAAGUAUUCAGGAAAGAGACCUGAGGAGUUAUACAUAUGUCAGAAUGCAUUUCUUCCUAGAGAGCCUGAUGAGAUGCCUGCUGGAGAGAAACCUGAUGACCAUCAUAUAACUGAAAAAUUGCCCAGACAUCAUGAGCAUCUUAGUCAGCAUCCCAAUAUUCAAACUGGGAAGCAGGUUUUAGAAUACAUUGGAAAAGGGAAAUCCUCCAACACAGAGCCAACAAUAUUUACAGAUAAAAAGAUUCAUAUCGAUGAGACCACCUGGAAGUAUAAUGAAUAUGAGAAAGGCUGUGGUAAGGCAGCUGCCAUUGUCCAAGAAAUAGAUCACAUAGAAAGGAAAACUUUUCAAUGUGGUAUACAUGGGAAAAUGUUCUGUAAAAAGUCUGAACUCAGUAAACGUCAGAUUAUACACACAGGGUUUACUGAAUGUGAGAAAACUUGUAUUAAGAAAUUGUACCUUACCUCACAUCAGAGAACACCUAUACAGGAGAAGCUUUAUGGUUGUAAUGAGCAGGAGAAAAUUUUUUGUCGGAAGUCAGACCUUACAAUGCAUCAGGGAACUCACACAGGAGAAAUGUACUAUGGAAGUAUUAACUGUGGGAAAAGCUUCUGUAAGAAUUCACUCCUCAGCCAUCCUGAGAGGAUUCACACAUGUGAAAUACCAGAUGGAUGUAAUGAAUGUAAAAAAUCUUUCUACCAUGAGUCUGCACUCUCUGUAUAUCAGAGAGUGCACACAAGUGAGAAGCCAUAUAAAGAAUACAAAAAAACCUUUCACAGUAAUAAGUGUGGUAAAACAUUUCUUGAAAAGUCAAACUGCAGCAGUCAUCAGAGAAUUUGCACAGGUGAGAAACCAUGUGAAUGUGGAAAAACUUUUAGCCAAAAGUCAAGCCUCAGCAUUCAUCCCAGAACUCACAGAGGUGAGAAACCAUACGAAUGUAAGGAAAGCAGAAAAUCUUUUAACCAAAAGUCAGAUUUCAGUGGUAAUGAAAGAAUUGACACACAUGAGAAACCAUAUGAAUGUAGACAAUGUGGAAAAACUUUUAACUAUAAGUCACAGCUCUGCAUCCAUCAGAGGACUCACACAGGUGAGAAACCAUAUGAAUGUAAAGAAUGCGGAAAAACUUUUAACCAAAAAUCAAAGCUCAGCAUUCAUCAGAGAAAUCACACAGGUGAGAACCCAUAUGAAUGCAAAGAAUGUGGAAAAGCUUUUAGCCAGAAGUCACGGCUCACCAUUCAUCAGAGAAUUCACACAGGUGAGAAACCAUAUGAAUGUAGAGAAUGUGGAAAAGCUUUUAAACAAAAGCCACACCUUAGGAGCCAUCAGAGAAACCACACAGGUGAGAAACCAUAUGAAUGUAGAGAAUGUGGAAAAACUUUUAAACAAAAGUCACACCUCAGCAUUCAUCAGAGAACUCACACAAGUGAGAAACCAUAUGAAUGUAGAGAAUGUGGAAAAACUUUUAAACAAAAGCCACACCUUAGGAGGCAUCAGAGAAGUCACACAGGUGAGAAACCAUAUGUAUGUAGAGAAUGUGGAAAAUCUUUUAACCAACAGUCAAGACUCAGCAAUCAUCAGGGAAUUCACACCACUGAGAGACGAUAUGAAUGUACAGAAUGUGGAAAAACUUUUAAUUGAAAGUCACACCUUAGCAGGCAUCAGAGAAUUCACACUGGUGAGAGACGAUAUGAAUGUACAGAAUGUGGGAAAACUUUUAAUCGAAAGUCACACCUUAGCAGGCAUCAGAGAAUUCACACUGGUGAGAAACCAUAUGAACAUUAAGAAUGUGGAAAAGAUUAUAGUGAAAAGUUAUACUUCAGCAUUCAUCAGAGAAGUCACAGAAGUGGGAAACCAUAUGAAUGUAAAGACUGUGGGAAAGCUUUUACCCAAAAGUCACACCUCAGCAUUCAUCAGAGAAGUCACACAGGUGGGAAACCAUAUGAAUGUAAAGACUGUGGGAAAGCUUUUGCCCACAAGUCAGACAUCAGGAAGCAUGAGAGAAUUCACACAGGUGAGAAACAAUAAGAAUGUAGAAAAUGUGAAAAAACUUAGGGAAAAGUCAAACCUCAGCAUUCAUCAAAAGCCACACGGUGAGAAAACAUGAAUGUAAAGACUGUGGAAAAACUUUUAGGAAAAAGUCAAAUCUCAGCAUUAUCAGAGAAAUCACACAGUUGAGAAACCAUAUGAAUGUAGAGAAUGUGGAAAAACUUUUAAUCAAAAGUUAAACCAUAGCAGGCAUCAGGGAAUUCAAACAGGAGAGAAACCAUGUUGCGGGGGUGCUCAUGUUGUCCUCCUGCAGACCGAGAAGGAGAAGGAGCUGACAGGAUUACCCCCAGUGUUGGGACUGAGGGAUCUCAGGGAAAAGUGAGCCUGCUGCCCGCCAACCCACCCCCAUGAAAGAGACACUCAGACACGGUGGGGGUUCUGUCAAGGCAGUUCCACUUUAUUGCCAUUACACUGCAAUUUAUAUAAGCAAGCAAGUAGGGGCUUUCCAUGAACUAACCAAUCAAUUAAAGGAACAUGCGGGCAUGCAUUUUGUACUAACAUGUUGAGCAUAGCGAUCACGCAGGGUUCAUGAGUACAUAAAUAGUGGAGGACCAAUAAAAAC